Anisakis simplex (herring worm) is the source of this 306-nucleotide messenger RNA. The record is from the annotation of a GenBank genome assembly. Lineage: Eukaryota; Metazoa; Nematoda; Chromadorea; Rhabditida; Anisakidae.
AUGGCAUUCAUGUAUCCGGCUCAUUAUCCAACGGUUCCACUGAAAUGGGAUGAAUCUGUUUGGGUGAAUAGUGGAUCAGCAUCUACUGAUAGUCAAGAGGAGGCUUUACUCUCGAACAUCGAAUCCCGAAUUAGUUCCCAGAGUGAGAGUGUACGGAUGCGAUGCAUAUCGGAAAGUGUAUGUGGUGUUGGGGGAGCGGGCGGUGGAGUUGGAGCUUUGUCGCAGGAAGAUGACGAAGAGAUUGAAGAGGAUGAGGAGGAGGAUGCUGGUGCUGCUGAUGAAGACGAAGAACAGAAUGUUCGUUGA